UGAGGGCUGUAAACGUGGCAAUGUGAUUUUUAUGGUGGUUGCAGGUGGUUUGGGGGCAGAACUAAAUAGGCUGAUGUACAAUAUGGUCAGCUCUAACAUGUUCCUUAUUUCUGUUUGUGGAGAAAAGGAAUGCGAUUGCUAGUGUGUGUAUGUGUGUGCGUGGGGGUGUUGGGAGGUAGACUGGUCCUCUGUGAGGGGAACACUGGGGGUGGGGGGUGAGGCUGCUCUUGGCUGCCGCUGUUUGGGGUGAUGUUGGAGACAUGUGGGAGAGGGGAUUUGCCAUAUUACAGCAAUCUGACUGCACAGAAUGAGGAGACGGCCAGAUUGGGGGUGAUGGGCCACCAAGCAGUUCCUAGAGGAGAUCAACAAGUGGACAGCACAGAAUGGAAUGUCUCCUCUAUCAUGGAAUGCCGGAGUCAAGUUUCUAAUGGCCAGAAAAUUUGAUGUACACCGAGCUAUUGAACUCUUCCACUCUUACCGGGAAACAAAGUUGAAAGAAGGGAUUGUGGAGUUGAAGCCACACGAGGAGCCUCUCCGAUCGGAACUGCUGAGUGGCAAAUUUACCAUUCUGAGUGUUCGGGAUCGUUCAGGAGCUUCCAUCGCCCUUUUCACUGCCAAGUUACACCAGCCCAAUAAGACCUUACAGCACGUAGUCCUGCAGGCACUGUUUUACCUGCUGGAUCAAGCCAUCGAAAGCUUUGAAACUCAACGCAAUGGGCUGGUGUUCAUUUAUGACAUGGCAGGAUCUGCCUACACCAACUUUGAAUAUGAUCUCAGUAAGAAAAUCCUCCACUUGCUGAAGGGAGCCUUUCCUGCUCGUUUGAAAAAAGUCUUCAUUGUGGGUGCACCGGUCUGGUUCCGCUUCCCCUAUUCCGUUCUAAGCCUGAUCCUCAAAGAGAAGCUACGAGAGAGAGUACAGAUGGUGAAGACCCAUGAGCUGAAGCAGCACCUGCCUGGGGACUGCCUGCCGGAGCACCUAGGGGGUGCUGUCCGACUCGAUCAUUCCAGCUGGAACCGCCAGUUCCUGGCCUUGCCGAACGGGCAGCCUGAGUCACUGGACAAGCUCAUCACAGGCUUCUCAAGGGAGGAAGAGUCUGUGCACGUCCCAGGGCUGGAGGGGAUGACAGUGGAGGAACUCUUAGACCACGUCAACACGGUGCAGAAACGGGGCAUCUAUGAAGAAUAUGAAGACAUUCGUCGUGAAACCCCUCCUGGCACAUUCAACUGCUCAUUGCAACCAUACAACCAGCAGAAGAAUCGAUAUGGGGACGUCCUGUGUUUGGACCAAACACGAGUGAAGUUGAAAUCCCUCAAUCACGAUGAGAGGACGGAUUACAUCAAUGCCAGUUUCAUGGAUGGUUACAAACAAAAGAAUGCUUUUAUUGGCACACAAGGACCUUUAGAGAAGACCUAUCAUGAUUUCUGGAGAAUGGUUUGGGAGCAGAAUGUCCUGGUCAUUGUCAUGACAACACGAGUGGAUGAGAGCGGUCGGAAGAAAUGUGGGCAGUACUGGCCGCUGGAGCAGCACACACAGGGAAACUACGGACUGAUUUCUGUCAGAAACAUGUCAGUAGAAAUCUUCAAGCAUUAUAACAAAACCACACUUGAGAUCCGCAAUGGAGAGACCUAUGAAGGACGGAAGGUAAUCCAUUUCCAGUACCUGAGUUGGCCUGAUUAUGGAGUUCCCUCCUCAGCCGCGGCUCUCAUUGACUUCCGCUCGGCGGUGCGGCGGCAGCAGGAGCUGUGUGUGCGGGCUGUGAGCGGAGGCUGGCGGGGGCACCCAGGAGGGCCCCCCAUCCUAGUGCAUUGCAGUGCUGGCAUUGGGAGAACUGGGACCCUGUGUACGCUGGAUAUCUGCCUUUCUCAGCUGCAGGAUGUGGGAACGCUCAAUGUUUACCAAACCGUGAGGAGGAUGCGAGGCCAGAGAGCGUUCAGUAUUCAGACCCCCGACCAAUACUACUUCUGUUACACCGCCAUCAUCGAGCACGCUCAACGGCAACACCUGCUGCCAACCAAUCAUUAACAACACAAUCCAUUCCUGCCCCCAAACACAUCCACAGAUACCACUUCUGCAGAGAUGAGCUCUACUAAUAUACCCAAACUACCCCAGUAGACGUACGUCCACCUUUUGUGAUUGUAGGAGCGCCUAGUUUUAGAAGUUAUAGCCUUAAAUAUUUGGAUAAAACUUAUUUUACACUGGUGUAAUAAUGCCAACACACCAGUACCUGUCUUCAUGAAGCAUAUAGACUUUCUUGAAGAAAGUAUGUUGCAAUUCAUUUAUUCCAAUAAUAUAGCAUAAGAAAUUAAGCCUCCGGUACAGCAGCCUCCAACGCCAUUGAGAAAUGAAAGUAAUAAUGGUCGACUGAAGACACAAUCUCUCAGCUCUGGUGUUGCAACAAAUUGGAUUUUCAGUAACGUAAUGAAAUGUGUUGUCUGUGGACCAAACGCUUUUGGGGGGAACAAAACUUUAUCACAAAAAAACAGAAAAACUUACCUCAAUGGUUCCCUGAGGUUGGGCAGCAAACACCAAUACGUGCCGUUACCUCGAACUGGGGGGAUCCUGACGGGGACCCCACUUCAACUGUGACCCACAAACCGUUUACAAGAUUUGUUGGAGAGCAAACCUGCCAUCAGCCAAGCUGUAUACUCUUUAUGUCACUGAUGUGUGUGCCUGUGAGAGGAGGCGUUUCCUCUUUGUGCCUUCUUAUAGUCCUUUAUCUUAGCUCAAGCUGCAACAUCCGAGCAGCGAAACAUUACUAGAAGCUACACCCUCUCUCAGUCAGGGAACAAGACCCGUCUGCUUUGGUUUUACAUUCAGUCGGUGGCCAUUGACUAAGGUGUUGUUGACAAUGAAGCUUCUCACGUUGGCACGAGCCAAAUCCUUAUUGUGAGAAGCUACAGUUUGUCUUCUCCCC
Molecule: messenger RNA, 2915 nt
Organism: Callorhinchus milii (elephant shark)
Lineage: Eukaryota; Metazoa; Chordata; Chondrichthyes; Chimaeriformes; Callorhinchidae
Gene: ptpn9a
Product: protein tyrosine phosphatase non-receptor type 9a
Exons: 13
Coding region: 389-2023 (544 amino acids)
Biological process (GO): protein dephosphorylation
Molecular function (GO): protein tyrosine phosphatase activity
Source: RefSeq, a predicted model, not a curated record